CGUAGAUGGCGCUGAAACGCCACGUUGGAAUUUACCGAUUGGAGAUAAAACUGUGCGAGGAAAGGUUGUGAAGAUCUACAAAAGAGUGAUUUUGAUUUACAUUUUCGGCUUUACCUUUUGUCCUCCCUGUUGCAACCAUUAUUCAACCAAGAUGACGUCUACUUUAGAGCUACCAUGCUAUACCCUCAUUAAUAUGAAUAUGGAUGUAGAGCCGCCUAAUGAGAUGCAACUAAAGAAUGAUAUAGAGAAAGGAGACACAAAGACAAAGACUGAAGCUCUGAAGAAGCUUAUCUACAUGAUUCUCAAUGGAGAGAAGUUUCCUGGAAUAUUGAUGCAUGUCAUCCGGUUUCUUCUACCGCUCAAGGACCACACUAUCAAGAAACUAUUGCUGAUCUUCUGGGAGAUUGUUCCAAAGACUCAUCCAGAUGGCAAACUCCUCCAGGAAAUGAUCCUUGUUUGUGAUGCAUACAGGAAGGAUCUUCAGCAUCCCAACGAGUUCAUCCGCGGGUCCACCCUUCGUUUCCUCUGCAAGCUCAAGGAGGCAGAGCUUCUGGAACCACUGAUGCCUGCUAUCAGGGCGUGUCUUGAGCAUCGCCAUAGUUAUGUCAGGCGAAAUGCAGUAUUGGCCAUCUUUACCAUCUACAAGAGCUUCGAUACGCUGAUCCCUGAUGCCCCUGAGCUUAUCCACAACUUCUUAGAACAAGAGCAGGAUGCUUCCAGUAAGAGAAAUGCCUUCAUGAUGCUGAUACAUGUUGAUCAGGAGCGAGCUCUGGACUACCUGAGUACAUGUAUUGAUCAGAUCCAUUCCUUCAAUGAUAUUCUACAGCUUGUCAUUGUUGAGCUUGUCUAUAAGGUCUGUCAUACCAACCCAUCUGAGCGUGCUAGGUUUAUCCGUUGUAUCUAUAACCUACUCCAAUCGUCCAGCCCUGCUGUCCGUUACGAAGCCGCAGGCACCUUGGUCACCCUGUCUAGCGCCCCCACGGCUGUCAAGGCUGCAGCAUCGUGUUACAUAGACCUGAUCAUCAAGGAAAGUGAUAACAACGUCAAGCUGAUUGUUCUUGAUCGUCUCAUCGCUCUCAAGGAUACCCCAGCUCAUGAAAAAGUCCUACAGGAUCUGGUGAUGGAUAUCCUCCGUGUCCUGUCAGCAUCUGACCUGGAGGUCCGUCGUAAGACCCUAGAUCUAGCCCUAGACCUGAUCUCAUCCAGGAACAUUGAAGAGAUGGUACUUGUGUUAAAGAAGGAAGUAAGCAAGACCCAGAAUGUCGGAGAGCACGAGGAUACUGGUAAAUACCGCCAGCUAUUGGUCAGAACCCUACAUUCCUGCAGUGUCAAGUUCCCUGAUGUCGCCGCUACUGUCAUUCCACUGCUGAUGGAAUUCUUGAGCGAUACCAACGAGCUGGCAGCAGCUGAUGUUCUUGUCUUUGUGCGUGAAGCUAUAGAACGUUUUGAGCAGUUGAAGUCUUUGAUCAUCAGUAAACUUCUGGAGGUGUUCCCUACAAUCAAAGCUGUCAAGAUCCAUCGUGCCGCACUCUGGAUCCUUGGUGAAUACUGCACCAGCAUUGAGGACAUUCAGAGUUUAAUGACCGAGGUACGCAACCUGCUCGGAGAGAUCCCCAUCGUCGAUGAUGAGAUGAAGAAAGCUGCUGGCGAGGACACACAAGAGGAGAAUGUCCAGGUGUCUGCCUCUAAACGUCUUGUUACCGAGAUGGGAACGUAUGCCACGCAGAGCGCCCUCAGUGUUGUGUCUACGAAGAAGGAGGAACAAAGACCUGCUUUACGAGGUUUUCUGAUGGAUGGUGACUUCUUUGUCGGAGCGUGUCUAUCUACAGUACUCACCAAGCUUGCUCUACGCUAUCUUGACCUCUCCAAAGACCAAAAGAAACAGAAUAGAUUCCUUGCUGAGGCAAUGUUGAUAAUGGCAACCAUUAUUCAUCUUGGAAAGUCGGGCCUUGCUAAAACGAACAUCACCAAUGACGAUGUGGAUCGCAUCGCCACUUGUCUGAAAGUACUCGCAGAGCGUCAUUCACUCAUCAGCGACAUCUUCAACACUGAGUGUCGUAGUGCCCUUCAUGCCAUGCUCCAAGCUAAGCAGCGGGAGAGUAAAAAAUCUGAUAAGGGACUUUUUGACAAGAAGGUCAGCCGUAUUCAGGCGGACGACCCUAUCAACUUCCUGCAGCUACUAGCCAAGGCUGAUACCGGUAGUACGGAGGAUCAGCUUACCAUGAGCUUGACCUUGGCUACCAUGGGGACACCAGCUAAGAAAGAGAUUGCAGAUCUUUCAUCAUCUAAACUCAGCAAGGUGACCCAACUGACUGGCUUCUCCGACCCAGUCUAUGCGGAGGCUUACAUCAACAUCAACCAGUACGACAUUGUUCUUGAUGUCCUCAUCGUCAACCAAACAGCGGAUGUCCUCCAGAACUGCUCCCUGGAAUUGGCAACACUUGGUGACCUGAAGCUGGUAGAGAAACCCCAGCCUAUGACAUUGGCUCCUCAUGAUUUCUGCAACAUCAAGGCAAACAUCAAGGUUGCCUCCACAGAGAACGGAAUCAUCUUUGGGAACAUUGUCUACGAUGUUUCCGGAGCUCAGAGCGACCGCAGCGUCGUCGUCCUGAACGAUAUUCACAUCGACAUCAUGGAUUACAUUGUACCUGCUUCUUGCACUGAUGCAGAGUUUAGAACCAUGUGGGCUGAAUUUGAAUGGGAGAACAAGGUUACUGUGAACACCAAUAUCAAUGAUCUUCGUGAAUACCUGAAACACCUGAUAUCCUCAACUAAUAUGAGAUGCCUUACUCCUGAGAAGGGUCUUUCCGGGGAGUGUGGAUUUAUGGCUGCCAAUCUAUACGCCCGUUCCAUUUUCGGUGAGGACGCCUUGGCUAACGUGAGCAUCGAGAAUUCUGCUUCCUCUGAACCAAAUGCUCCAGUAACGGGGCACGUUAGAAUCAGAGCCAAGAGCCAGGGAAUGGCGUUGAGUAUGGGAGACAAAAUCAACCUAUCACAGAAGAAGGAUAAGGAUAUGAAAUAAUUACAACUAGAACCAGAGCGGAUGGAUGACUCGCAUAAUAUUUCUUUGACUGAGCUGGCAACUUGAUUUUUUUUUCUUUUGUGUGUGUGUGUAAAAUUACACUUAACUGGAAAAUCAAAAGAUUUCUCUUUCAAUCUUGCACCAGCAACUUGAAUUUUUUUAAAUCACGCUUGAAAUGUAAAGAAAAUCUCAAUCUUCAGUUGUUGACUUCAUAUGUAUAUGUGUAUCUAAUAAGUACAUGUAGAAUAUUGGUAAGAUUAUGAAUUACCUAACUUGUUUCAUAUUUCUAUUAUGAUAGGUAUCUGCACAUUGCAAGGAUAUUUCAAGAGCAUUCUACAUACAUAUAGUUUUUAACCGUUGCUUAUGCCAACUAGAUGGUCCGUUAUUCUGCAAGCUCAGACUCUUAUUUGACAUUUUAACCAAUUAUACCAUGUCUAGAGUGAAGACUAGUCGCCAAAGGCUCUGUCUGAGUCAAAUAAUAGCCAGCCACAGUACAUAGUGAAUCUAGUCUCACUACUUCAGACUCUGCAUUAUGCACUAUGUGAAUUGUGAAAAACCAUAGGUCCAUGCCUGCAGAUUAAUGGUAAUGUUCCGUUUACAGAGCAUUCAGGUAUUACAAAAUCCAGUAGUCGACAGCAAGCUGAUAAUAAUAUUUUUAAACAAAAAUAUAUCAAAGAUGUUUCCAUGCUGUUCCUAACCUCUAAACAAAUUGAACUCGUAUGGGGUGCAUUUCAUGAAACAAAUACUGUAGUCUGUGAUUGUCACUGACUGUUUGUUAUAAGCUACUGAAAUCCUGGUAUCUGAUUGGCUCAGAGCAAAUAUGUUCAUAAAAGUCACUGACGAGAGAUGAUUAUGAAACAUUUUUCUAAUAUCAUUUUUUUCAUGUUGAUUUCAUCGAUACUCUUUUUGAUAAUAAACUUGACCUCGACCCCACGAUAAAGUGUGGUAUUAAUAUACCAGAGCAAAAGCUAGUGCUAUCACCGAUAAAAUCAGAGCAAAAAGGAACCCCCCCUAUCUCACUGUUUCUUGUUGAUAUCACUCUUGUUGAUAUUAAACUUGACCUCGAGACCCCACGAUACAGUUUGGUAUAGACAUAUCAGAGCAAAAGGAAGUACUAUCACUGAUAAAUCAGCGCAAAAGGGAAGUAAAUAAACAUUGUGAUCGGAGGUUUGGGGUGUAGACCUUCACCUGCCGGUUUCCUUUCAACCAUUGACUCACCACUUGUCAUGUGAAUGCUGCUCAUGUGAGUCUUGCUUUGUAACAGGAUUGCCACUUUUCAAAAAAAAAUACAUGUCGGAAUUCCUUUCUUUUCUUUUUUUCAUGGAAAGCCAGCAAUGUGAACAUCUAGAAUGCAUACAUCCAUUCCAAGCAUUUUAUAAAUACGAUGUUUACUCAUACAUGCAUUGUGUUAGUCUUUGUUUUCAAGGGAUAAUUGUGUAUUCAUGCAUUUCACGUCUCAAUAAUUUUGACAUUGCUGGCUUUCCAUAGUUGUUGUUGAUCAGAUAUACAGCACUUUGUAAGAUCGAGCCCUGCAGCGAUUGCCCUAGAUAAAGUUUCAUACUUAAUUUAAAAAGUUUCAUACUUCAUUUGUCAAAUUUCAUAUUUCAUGUACGUGAAAAUGUGUUGACUUUGGUCGGUGUUUGAUAGCGCAUUGAUGUCUCCGUUUCUAUCAUUUGUUCCAUUCCUUGAUAUUCCAUCCGGAAACCAAGACUUAGUCUUCUACUCGAGGCAAGGUUAAUGCAUAUAAUUAAUUGAUCAAAAGACGAUUAAAAAUCAAUUAGUACAUCAUUUAGAAUUUGUGAAGUCAUUUCAGGGAAGAAGAGGUUUUGAAACUUAAUGGGACAUUUAUAAUUGUUCACAUGCAAAUGGCAAUGUGCCAGCUUUAGCUUCUGAUUACUAUGUACAUGUUUCCUAUUGUGUAUCUGUAAUGCUAAUGUAGCUUUUUAAGAGGGUGCACAUUAAUCGGGAGCAGAGGCGGUUGUGCACAAAAGUUAGUGGAUCCCACCACAAUAUGCACUCAAAGGUGAAAGACAAUAGUUGCAGCAAACAAUUAUUUCAUGAGAAAGUCUUUUAAAUCAAGGUUAAUUGACAAAAUAUUAUCAUACAUCUAGAUCUGGUACAUUGAAAUGAACUUAUCUUUGUGAAAUCAUGAAAUUUUUGCUGAAAACCGAUAAUUCAGAUGAGCACCGACACACAAAGGCAUAUGUGGGACAGUGAAUUAAUAUUGCUUGGAGAAAUACCACACAUUCGAUGGAAUUCCAUUCUUAUUUAGCUCAUUUCUCAGCAAUUACACAUUUUCUGCCAGAGCUAUUUGGCACAUAUUUUUUAGUUAUACAUAUAAACACUUUCAUUGGAUUUUGUUCGGACUCAUUUUGAGAUCGUUCCCACAACUGGUAUUUAUCUUUAAUCAUGAGUAUGGAAUGUAGACAACAACACUACAAUGUUCAGCGAGCUCAGAGAUUAGCUUUAUGGAAUGUGAUAUUUUAUCACCCGACUUCACAAUUAAAUAUUUAACACAUGGCAGAACCUGAACACUUAUUAUGAACACAUUACUAAUUAUGUUCAUUUUCUGGUGCGGUUCACUGACUUCUGAGCACCACUAUACAUGUAUGUAGUGGAGGAUAUAUGUCUUUAAUAUAGUAUAUAAAGAACUAAUUAAGUAUUAUUAAAUAUGUAAUAACUAAGUGGUCCUUGUCUGACAAUAAAAGGAAUAGAAAAUCUAUAAA
Messenger RNA from Lytechinus pictus (painted urchin), 5748 nucleotides. Its product is annotated as coatomer subunit beta-like. The record is from RefSeq and is a predicted model, not a curated record. Gene Ontology annotation, molecular function: structural molecule activity. Gene Ontology annotation, cellular component: cytoplasm; COPI vesicle coat. Bases 152 to 3022 code for a protein of 956 amino acids. Gene Ontology annotation, biological process: intra-Golgi vesicle-mediated transport; intracellular protein transport; endoplasmic reticulum to Golgi vesicle-mediated transport. The transcript is spliced from 24 exons. NCBI's taxonomy places the organism in Eukaryota, Metazoa, Echinodermata, Echinoidea, Temnopleuroida, Toxopneustidae.